This is a messenger RNA of Lodderomyces pseudojiufengensis, 1233 nucleotides long. RefSeq lists its product as uncharacterized. Lineage: Eukaryota; Fungi; Ascomycota; Pichiomycetes; Serinales; Debaryomycetaceae. Gene Ontology annotation, molecular function: RNA polymerase II C-terminal domain phosphoserine binding. Gene Ontology annotation, cellular component: nucleus; Cdc73/Paf1 complex. Gene Ontology annotation, biological process: transcription elongation by RNA polymerase II; positive regulation of transcription elongation by RNA polymerase II. The transcript has a single exon. Bases 1 to 1233 code for a protein of 410 amino acids. The record is from RefSeq and is a predicted model, not a curated record.
AUGUCCGAACCAGAGAAUGAAUCGGAAUUAAAAGAGGAACUCGAUGAUUUAUUUGGAGAUGAAGAUGGUGGGGAACAGGAAGAAAUAGUUGAAGAAGAUGAAGAUAAUGAUGAUGAACAAAGUGAAACUGAACGUACACAACAAUCACAAUCACAAUCAAUACGAAAUAACACAUAUUUAUCACAAUCUGAAGAAGAAGAAGAAGAAUAUCCAGAAGAAACCCAGAAAAAAAUACUUGAUAUAUCAUUACCACGUCAUGCAAUAUCUUCAAUUUCAGAACAAACUCAAAUUUUAAAAACUCCAAUGAAUUUAAAAAUUUCACCACAUCCAUUUGAUCCAAUUGAAUUUAAAAAUGAAAUUGAAGAAAAUCAAGAAAAAAGAAUUUUAAAAAAAUUAAAUUCAAAACAAAUUUAUAAUGAAAGAAUUAUUGAAAAAUUAAUAAAUGAAACUACUAUUAGAUGGAGAUAUCAUAAUUCAGGUAAUGAUGAAAUUAUAAAACAAUCAAAUUCUCAUUUUAUUCAAUGGGAUGAUGGAUCAAUAAGUUUAAAAAUUGGAGAAGAAAUGUUUGAUGUUAAAACAUUACCAAUAGCAGAUAAUUACCUUGUGAAUUCUUUAGAAAAUUUUGAAAUUUUACAAUCAAAUUCUCAAAUUAAUCAAAUUAUAAAUUUAUUUCCAUCAUCAAAUAAUAGUUUACAUAAAAAAUUAUUACAAAAUUUGAAAAACAUUCAUUCAAAAGAUAAAAUUUUAAAUACUAUAACAGAAGAUGAUCCAUUAAAACAACAAAGAUUAGCUGAUGAAAAUGAAAAAAGAAAAUUAAAAAUGAAAAAACAAUUAGAAGCCAAGAGGAGAAUUGAAGAAGAAAAAUGGGAAAGAGGAGAAAGUCCAAGUUUGAAAGAAAGUUCUUAUAAAAGAUUUUCAAGAACUUAUGGUGAUGAUGAUGAUGAUGAUGAUGUUGGUGGUGCUGGGUUAGGAGAAGGAUAUGAUGAAGAAGAUGAUUUUGUAGCUGGUGAUGAAGAAGAAGUUGAAGAAUUUGAUGAUGAUAAUGAAGAUGAGGAAGAAGAAGGUGAAGAGGUAGAAGAUGAUGAAGAAAAUUUAAAAGCAAAUGCUGAAAGAUUAAAAAAAUUAAAAGAUGAAGGUGCUGCUAAAUAUAGAGAAAAAUCUUCAACUGUGGAACCUGAAACUGAAACUAGGAAAAGAAAAAGAAUUAUUGAAAGUGAUGAUGAAGAUGAAUAA